Paramecium pentaurelia is the source of this 1401-nucleotide messenger RNA. The record is from the annotation of a GenBank genome assembly. Lineage: Eukaryota; Ciliophora; Oligohymenophorea; Peniculida; Parameciidae.
AUGAAAGUCUAAUAGUAAAGUGAUUAUGACACUAGAGUUACCUAUGUUCCUUAGAAAAAGAAAGAAUUUUAAUAUCAUACUAAAUAACCAGAAAUUAAUGUUCUCUAAAACUAUUAAUCUUAAAGCAAUAAAAUAGAAUCCAUACCUGGUCAUAUUCGAUCAAAAUCAUAUGAACAUGAUUGUUUUACUAAAGCAUAAAAUACAUUCGGAAUUAACACAGAUUAAUCAUAACUAUAACCAUUAAAAACUAAACGAUAACAUAGCAUCUCUUAAAAAGAAAAUGAUCCUGGAUUUUUAUCUCCUAAAUUCAGAUUUGAAAGUUGUGAUACUCUUAUUACUAGAAAAUCUUAAAAGUAAUAAUUUCUUAUUUAUCAUUUAUUUCAGUAGUUUCAUUAAUGAAUUAUCAGAAUGUGUGGAUCUUUCAAAAGUGACAGAAUUAUCUAUGCAAUCAUAGAUAUCUCCAUGUAAAACCUAAAGUGAAUUGUAUUAAAAAAUAGAAGCAAAAGAUAAUUUAAUUGAUGAACUAUAAAAAUAAUUGACUAACACUUUAAAAAAUAUGACAUAAUAGAUAGAUUUAUUAAGAAAUGAGAAGAAUAAAGUUAUUUAAUAAUAAAUUAGAUAAAUUGAAAUCUAUGAAUAAUAAUUAUAGGAAUCCAGAUAAGAAAUAUAAUAAAAGAAUAAGGAAUUAUAGCUUUUAAAAAAAAAUCAAAAGGAUAUUAAAAAAGUACUUGAUUUUAGAUAAGAAAAAUAUAUAAUAAAUUGUAAAAUUUGAAUUUAUUUUAUAAUAGCUACUCCUUAGAACUUUUAAUCUAAAAAAGAAUGUAUGUGUUCACAACUUGAAAGAGAAAAUAAAGCUUUGUUGGCUAAAGUUGAUUAAUUUAGAUAAUAACUUCAUGAUCUUAAAUAAAAUCUUGAAUUUAAUAAUCUCUCUAUUAAUAAUCAAAUUUCUGUUAUUGAGAAAUGUGACUUAACAUAAUUUGAAAAAACUUUUAAACAAUUAGCAGAUGAACUUAAUUUAACUAUUGAUAGCAAAAAUAUUAAUUCUAGUUUUAGUUUAUUAAAUCAUGAAGUUAUAGAAGGUGUGAAAACAUUAAAAUAAUAGUUUAAAGAAAAUGAAAAAUUUAUAAGAUGUUUAAAAGAUUUAGUUAUAUAAUGUGCACCAUAAGAUUAUUUUUGUUAAUCAGAUCCAAGCUUAAAAGAAGUUUGGAAAUUCAUUAAAUAAAUAUUAUAAUCUUAUCUUGAACAUAAGAAAUAGGCAUAAUUAAAUGAAGUAAAAUUUUAUUAAUUAUAUAAGGACAUAGUAUUUACAUUAUGUAAAUAUUUUAGAUGUAAUAAAGGAGAAUUGAAUCAUAAAGGAGCUUGUCUUAUAGUGGAUUAAGAGGUUUAUUAAAGAAUAGUUGA